AUGAAGAAGUCACCACCACCAUCACGUUUACACCAACAAGAACCGCCAUCACCAACAGGUCCACCAGUACCGCUGUUUCACCAACAAGAACCGUCGCAGCUGCUACCGCAACCACCUCCACGACCACCACCGCUGUUACAUACCCAAGAACCGUCGUAUCAGUCACUGCCACGACCACCACCGCCGUUACACCAACAAGAACCGUGGCAAGCGCCAAGGCUACGUGGUCCCGUGAUCACAUAUAUCCCAGGCAAACCCCCAUCCUCCACUCCUCUGUACACGUCAGCACCAAACUACACGUCACAAGCGUUCGAUGAAUCUCCGGCGAUGGAAACGUGUGCUGAGUUGGAGAAAACUAAACCGAGACUAGGGUUUGCGGGUGACGUAGAGACCACGUAUCAACAUUAUCAUCAACAACACCGAAUUAACCAACGACCAACAAAUUUAUCUCCAAGGUCCUCUUCGUUAUGGACGGAGUUAACUUCUACGUUCAGUCCACAAGAUUUGGAAUUCCUCGCUUCAUUGAUUUUGUCGCCGUCCACGUACGGUAAUCACCAGAGACAGCAUCAGUCUCCGACGUCGUCCAUCCCCCACUGUGACGGUGAUCCUCUGAAACGUCCUCGUUUUAACUUGGGUAAUGCUAAAGUGUCUUCCUUUUUUUUCCUCCCCACCGCUCGGUUUGUGGAUUGUACAAUGUUGUACACUUUAAGGAGCUACUUUGCAAGUGGGCAUUGUUGUGUUGAGUCUCAGGUAGACAUUGAACAUCUUUCCACCUGUUAUAAGUCUUAA
This is a messenger RNA of Raphanus sativus (radish), 789 nucleotides long. Its product is annotated as pollen-specific leucine-rich repeat extensin-like protein 1. The record is from RefSeq and is a predicted model, not a curated record. NCBI's taxonomy places the organism in Eukaryota, Viridiplantae, Streptophyta, Magnoliopsida, Brassicales, Brassicaceae. Bases 1 to 789 code for a protein of 262 amino acids. The transcript has 2 exons.